AUGGUGCAUCCGGCGCUGGUAGCUGCGGCCACAGCCACUUGCAACCCACAAGAGAAGGAGAAUUCAGAUGAUGGCGGUGAAUCAGAAAGUGCCGACAGCCAUGAUGCCGCUACGGAGGACAGCGAAACUGACAAGGAGAAAGAGAAAGCGAUCUCACUAUCACUACAGCAGACGCUAAAAGAGGCACUUCGCGUGGCGGCCGCUCAACGACAGUUGCAAAAAAGCAAAGAAAAAAAUAAUAGUAGCAAUGGUGGCAAGAACGGCUGCAGCAGUGGCAGCAGUGUUAGUAGCUCAAAUGGUAACGGCGGUUCCGGCAGUAAUACUUUAGCUGGUUGUUCUGCAUUCCCGUUGUUUGCACCGUUCAUCAUACCAGGUAACAGCGUUGGUCGUCUUCAUGGCGUUUGA
Molecule: messenger RNA, 405 nt
Organism: Gongylonema pulchrum
Lineage: Eukaryota; Metazoa; Nematoda; Chromadorea; Rhabditida; Gongylonematidae
Source: the annotation of a GenBank genome assembly